Schistosoma guineensis is the source of this 1203-nucleotide messenger RNA. The record is from the annotation of a GenBank genome assembly. Lineage: Eukaryota; Metazoa; Platyhelminthes; Trematoda; Strigeidida; Schistosomatidae.
AUGUCACUAGACCCGAAGUACGCAGACUUACCAUGGAUUGCUCACGGACAACCAGAUGUCUACGAGGCUGGGGAGCUCCCGGAAGCAGAUCAAAUGAUGAAGGGAACCGUCGAGGAUACAAUGUCGGCUAGAGAAAUAGAAGUUGUUAAACUAUCAGUAUCAGAAGCACAUAGACGGUUUGCUGGCUGUAAGGUUGAUUCUUCAAACGUUGACUUUUCCGACUCAAUAUCUGGGAAUGGUAAAAUUGGAUAUGCAAUAGAAAUGGAUCAGUAUGAUUUUUUUUCUCCCGAGUCAAAGGACAAAGAAUCACUUGUGAACAGAUUCCAACGUCUGCAGACUGAGACGCAUCAGUUAAUUAGUGACAUACAAUCUGUAUCAGACCAAAAUAAUCUAAACCCGAAAGAACCUAUUUCUACUGCCCAACUACUGUCGUGCGCAGAAAUGUUAUCUGAGAAGUUAACAACGAUUAACCGUGACGAAUUGUCUACGAUAUGCGCGGACUCAUCUGAUACUGUCGGUCAAACGUUGCAUAGUAAAAUUUUGAGACAAAUUGACGAGUUCAAACCGGAAAAACCAGCUUCUAGAAGUCCAAAGAAGUCAAAUCAUCUAAUCUACGAAAUAUAUGACCGAAAGAGCUCUAUCCAGCAAUCAGAUGCUGAAAAAGUGGCGGAUAUCGAUCGUCGGAUUCAUCGUAUCGAAGCUCUUAUUGGCCAGCCAGAUCCUAACAAACUCACAGCUCUAACAGCAGAUACAACUACUCAUGGUCUUCUAGAAGCGUGUUCGCGUCUGUCCGCUCGUUCGUCGUUAUUUCAGCAGGGAUAUCUUGAUAUGAUCGAAGCUCGCUUAACAUCAUUGCAGGGGAAGUUACAAGCUGUUACUGAAAAGCGAGAGGCUAUCGCGGACUAUGAUAUACAAAAUAAAAUCGCAGAACUUUACGAACUGGUAAAGAAAUGGAAUGAUGUGGCCGAAAGUCUACCUGUGAUUGUAGAACGACUUAGCACCCUAAAAUCACUACAUGAAGAAGCAUCUCAAUUUAGCCAAUCUCUGUGUACAAUAGAAUCAAGUCAAAAAAAUGUGGAAGGAAGUUUAUCUUCGUAUACCAAACUUUUAGAAGAGGUACAAAACAAUGUUAUCAAGAACAUGGAGGUUAUAAAGGACAACUUCACCACCAUAGAAUCACAUUUUCCAAUUAGUUCUAAAUAA